GUGACGUCACGACAGGGUAAUUCCCCCCAAGGGAGCUUUCCAGAAGUUUGUCAGUGAUUUGUUUAUGAUGAAUAAAACUUUUACCGGAAAGUUAUCUAUUCUAUCAAAAACGACAUGCCAAAGUUACACGAAGCCAUCACGGUGUGCCAAGUUGUACGAAAUGAAACUCAAAACCAAUACAAUGGUUUCGUGUCGUAUUAUACCAUGCGUUCAUUUCAUGGACGCUGCAAGUGAUAAAACCAAAGAGAUUAAAACCAUCUCUUUGGAUAAAACCAAACAAACAAUAUCUGGCAUUUCGAAACAGUGGAAUCAUUUCUACCAAAAAUACGAGCAGUUUAUCGGCUUAACAGACGUUCAGAAUGCACAAAAUCAAGUGCAAAAGCGGGAAGAGCACUUUUUGCAAGCAAGAGCAGAAGAGAGAAGAGCAGUUCGUGAAGUUUUAGCAAUUCGUGAUCAGUUAAAACAUGUGAGGGAAAGAUUAAGCCACGUCAAUUAUUCCAAUCCAUUGUAUCCACAACUGGCAAAUGAACAACAUGAGCUGGUUACAAAAGAAGAAGGAAUGAAACUGACACUGGAGAACGCAGAAGAGAAUGAACGAGAUUCCUUCCAAAAGUUAUCUGCAGCGAUGCGGAACAGUUACGAGAAAGAAAGAGCACGAGUGGAGCAAACAAAGAACUGGUCUCUGAUUGGUUCAAUCAUAGGAACAAUUCUUGGUAUGAUUGGAGGAAGUUAUAUUAACAGAGUUCGAACGAAUGAUUUACGUCACAUGAUCGUUGAGCACGACCACAGCAAGGAUAUUCAAGAAGAUAUAGCUAAGGUGCUGCCUUUUGUUCACGAAAGAUAUGAAGAUAUAAAGGAUUCUGUAUCUCAACUACAAGCAUGUCUUGUUCGUGGUUUGCUGGAUAACCCACCUGAGGAGAAUGAAACAGAAGGCAACACAAUGGUGUUCCGGCAGUUUGAUGUUCAAUUAAAGGAGUUAAAAGCUCUUUGCAACAGUAUCAGUGUACGACUGCAACACCAGACUUCUCCUACUACAACUUCCACUACUGUUACUAAAACAUUAUCAGAACUUAACCAAAAACUUGAGCGUUUGGAAGAACUUUUAGGAAAGGAAACAAAAUCUGAACAUUUGGUCCAAAAGAGCAGUAAUGAUCAAGAGUCUAAGACUGAGAUAACUCAAGCAAAAGUUGACAAUCUACCUAAUGCUGAUUCUAGUCAAUUUGGGUUGUCGAGUCCCGUCACUGCUGUUUUAUGGGGGGCAAUCAUAACAGCUGUGUAUUACAUAAUAACGGUGUAACAAUCGCUAUUGUUUUGCAUGUGAACGUUUGUGUUUUAAGAUUUCAACGGCAGAAAAUUUGAACAUUUCAUUGCAAACAGUGCAGUGGUAGUCCUUCUGUAGUGAAGGUAUUGCUGUACUUCCUUCAUUCUGUGAAGUGCUGGCACAGUCAGCCUGAAAAUUAAUUCAAUUUAUUUUACAAUGCCAAAAUAUCAAUCGUCAUUCGUCAACCAUGUUAUAAUGUAAAUAUGUCGAUAAUAAUAAGAAAUUUUGUGUUGGUAAGAUAUAGUUAAAAAUAUUUGUAGUAUUGUAAUACAAAUAAUUUGUUUUAAUGUUGAAAAAACAUCCCAUAUAAAUCAGUUUCUUUAUUCAGA
Molecule: messenger RNA, 1650 nt
Organism: Ciona intestinalis (vase tunicate)
Lineage: Eukaryota; Metazoa; Chordata; Ascidiacea; Phlebobranchia; Cionidae
Product: mitochondrial potassium channel-like
Source: RefSeq, a predicted model, not a curated record